Molecule: messenger RNA, 3678 nt
Organism: Pristis pectinata (smalltooth sawfish)
Lineage: Eukaryota; Metazoa; Chordata; Chondrichthyes; Rhinopristiformes; Pristidae
Product: zinc-binding protein A33-like
Exons: 7
Coding region: 54-1418 (454 amino acids)
Molecular function (GO): protein binding; zinc ion binding
Source: RefSeq, a predicted model, not a curated record
CGGGAUUCUAUCUUGGAAAUGAAGAUCGAUGGAAGGGAUGCCACAGCAGAUGAAUGCUUAAACCACAGUCUACAGCUGAAACGGGGGUCUGUCAGGAUCCCGUCUCGCUGACCUGCAGGAGUCGAGCCGGAGAUUAUAUAGAGAGAGAGGGGGGUGAGAGGCGGCCGUGCGGAAUGAAGUCUCCGACCGAGGUCGUGCAGCCGAACGACCACGAACAGGAGUCGGUGGAAGAAGGCUGCUCUCCGCAGCAAUGCCAGAAACACCAGCAGCCGCUGAAACUUUACUGCAGAACCAACAAGGAACUCCUCUGUGUGGUUUGUCAGGGUUCAAAGGAGCACAAAAACCAUGACGUGGUGACUGUUGAGAAAGCCGUCAAGGAGUUUAAGGAACUGCUGCAAAUGUUACUGAGACCCCUUCAAAACAGGAUGAAUGAAUGCAAAACCUCAAAAAGGAGCUAUGAGAAAGCAUUAACCACUAUUCAAGAGAGAACUGAUGUGGCAGAGAAGCAAAUUAAGAAAACAUUUGACAAACUUCACCAAUUUCUUUGUAAGGAGGAGAAAAAGGCUCUGCAAAAAUUGAAACAAGAUAAGAAGAAAAAAUGUCAGGCAACGAAGGGAAAAAUUGAGAAGAUAAAUGAAGAAAUUGCGUCGCUUUCGGCUAAUAUUCAGGAACUUGAGCAGAAGCUGAGUGAAAUGGAUGGGGUCAAUUUUCUAAGGGAAUUUCCGGAAACAGAGAAAAACUACAGGGCAAAAAGAGCUGUUACUGAUACCAUCAAGGCUUGUCCUGUGGUGAAUGUAGGGAAUUGCGUUGUAUCUCUCCAGUACAGAGUCUGGAAGAAGAUGUUGACCGUGAUCAAUACAGCUCCUGUGGUCUUGGACCCUUGCACAGCUCACCCUUAUCUUCUACUCUCUGAGGGGUUCAGCAGUGUGAGUCAUACCAUGCAAAGGCAACAACCGCUCUGUGACUGCCCAGAGAGAUUCAAUCCGUGCCUCUCCGUUCUGGGCCGCGAGGGCUUCACGUCGGGGAAGCACCACUGGGAAGUGGUGGUGGGUGAAAAGACGGAAUGGGAUGUGGGUCUGGUCACAGAAUCCAUCAACAGGAAAGAGGUCACUGAUCUGAAUCCAAGCAACAGAUGUUGGAUAAUAGCACUGAGGGAUGGAACCCAGUACCGAGCUGCUACAAAAACAUGGAAACACUUAGAUCUGCCAGAGAAACCAAAGAAGAUUCAAGUCUGUCUGGAUUAUGAGGGAGGGAAGAUUUCCUUUUACAAUGCAGAUAACAAGACCCUUAUCUUCACUUUCACCGACCGGUUCACCAAGAGGCUCUAUCCCUACUUUAGUCCGGGUCGUAAUUAUGGCGGAAAGAAUGCUGAGCCGCUGAAAAUCUGUCCUCGAAAAGUAACAAUUCAAGAAGAAUAGGUUUUGGUUUUGAUCGAUGGUGGAAAUCCGAAAUAAAAACAAUAUAUAAUUGGAUUUAAUCAGCACCUGUAGAGUUGGUGCUUGGCACUUUACAAGUGUUAAACCUUGAAUUUGACAGUUUUACCACUGGAUUACUGCUGCUAUUCUUGAGUGGGAACUGAAGGUGAAUGUGCUACGAGUCACCAAGGUUGGAGAGAUGGCUGUUGGGAAUUCCAGACAUCUUUUGCUUCAUUGCCACUCCCUUGCCCAUUCCUUCCUUUUGUUAUUUAAUCUCACCUGCCGUCCAGCCUACAGCUCAUUCCUUCUCCCCCUUUCCCUCUGGCUCCAUACUGCUUUGAACUGUUGCAUCAGCAACACGAUGUAGGAUCAUCGGUAAAAUAUUCAUGCUAUCUCUCUCUGAUUAUUUUUCAUGUGAAAUAUAGAUAACACAAUGAAAAUGAUAAUAAAUCAAAUGCUGGAAACCUGAAACAAAAACCAAAAAUAUAAUUCCUAAUUCUGCCACCUCCCCCACCUACCUAUCUGCCUCUUCUCACCUGGCCUCACCUAUCACCCGCCAGCUCGUGCUCCUCCCCAUCCUCCCACCCUUUUAUUCUGCCUUCUGCCCUCUUUCUUUCCGGUCCUGAUGAAGGGUCUCGGCCCAAAACGUCAACUGUUCAUUUCCCUCCAAAGGUGACGCCUGACCCACUGAGUUCAUCCAGCACUUUUUUGUGCAUUGAUCCAGAUUCCCAGAAUCCGCAGUCUUUCUUGUGUCUCCAAAAACGGAAAGUGCUGGAAACACUCAGCAGGCCAGCCUCUGUGGAAGGAGAAAGAGUCCCAAAAUAUUUCUCUUUAUUUGUCAAAUUCAAGGUUUAACGCUCGGCAAGUGCAAAGCACCUACUUCAUUCCUCUCCUUGUGGAUGCAAGUUCUGAUAAUAGAUUGCAGACAAAAGGUGAUUUCAAACAAUUUGGCAAUUCUAGUACCGAUCACAAUACACCUCGUCAUUCCAUUUUGCAAAAGCUAUUGAAGUGUAUUUGCAAAUAUCUGAGUGACAGUUCAUGUCUGUGUUCCUGGGGAAAUUCAACAAUGUAUUAAUAUUUUUCAGGAUCUCUUUCUUCUUCUGAGAUAAGGCCUUCCCUGGAAUGUCCAGUUUGCCAAUGGCCUCUUGAGAUGCUAAGUGGAGAAAUGAGAUGCCAAUCUUAGUGGGCAGAUUGAUGUGAUGUGUUCCACACUCUGAUUUUCCUAGCAACUUCCAUUUGUGGUCACACCACAUUAUCCAUGGUCUGUGGGGAUUCUGUUGAGGCAUUUUGCUGUCUUUGGGGAAAGUUAAGGCCUAGAGUUUCCCCAAAGUCUCAGAUCAUCAUAAUUGUAAAAUUUCAGAACAGUUGCAGCAGGCAGGAGACCAUUCAGCCUACUGAAUCCAUGCUGGCUUUAUGUAAGAGGAAUCCAGCCAGCCCUCUCCCCAUAUCUCUGAAAAUUCUUCUUCAGAUACGUCUCCAGUAACCUUUUGAACACUGCAAUUGAAUCUGCCUCAACUACUCCCUCAGGCAGUGUUCUCCAGGCCCCAACCAAUUGUUGGUAAAUAAAGUUUUUCUUCAUGUCAGUUUCGGUUCUUUUAACGUCAUGCUAGCAGCACAGAGGCACAGCUAAUAGAGCCUCGGCCUCACAGCUCCAGUGACCUGGGUUUGGCCCUGACUUUGGGUGCUUCUGUGUGGAGUUUGCUGCUCUCUCGGUUUCCUGUGGGUGCUCUGCUUUCUUCCUAUGUCCCAAAGACAUGUGGGUUGGUUGUGUAAUAGGCAAGAGUAAAUUGUUCAUUGUGUGUGGAUGAGUGGGAGGAUCUAGGGGGAGUUGAUGAAAAUGUGGGAUGAAUAAAAAUGGAGUUAAUGUAAGAUUAGUGCAAAUGGAUGGGUUGAUGGUUGGUGCAGACUUGGUGGGCUGUAAGCCUGUUUCUGUGCUGUAUCUCUAUAUGAUUCUAUGACUUUUAACGUCUCAGGUGAAACCAAGUACACCUUACAAUGGAAUUUCCAUUCAGCUGGUUGCUUAUCUUGGGAUUAUUUGUUAAUUAUUUUUGCUACUAGCACUCAGUAUUUUGACAUGGCAAUGUAUGGGAUCAAUAAAUAAUAGAUAAUACUCAUUCAUACAGUGUAAGCAAACAUCUUAAAUUGUUUGCAUUAGUAGGUGAGAAGGGAAAAGGUUAAACAGAAUAUGAGACUUUGUUGAAUUGCAAAUAGUUUGUGCAUUAAGGACUAGUGACAGAUACCAAUUUGGUAAAUAAACACAUGA